AUGAGUGACGACAAUCGUGACUUCGAAUUUGCCCAAAGGGGUCUUGUAGCAACCUUUGAAGAUCCUCUGGUAUACUCUGAGCAGAAGCAUGAGGUUAUCUGGGACAAUAACGCAUACGGCUUUCUCCAGGACGAUGCUCCAUCAACUGCAAACAAGUCUCUAUGGAGACAGGGGCAACUCUGCACCGUGACAGCCGGUCUUUACCAAGUCACCAUGGGUAUCUACCAAGUGCGUGGGGCAGACAUUGCCAACAUGACUAUUGUCCAGAUUCCGGAUACCAACGACAUCAUUAUUAUUGACUGUCUGACCUGCGUAGAGACGGCUCGCAAGGCCUUUGAGCUUUAUCAGAGAUUCCACAAGGACCAGAUAGGGCAAGAACCGGUUAUAAAAGCCCUCAUCUACACUCACUGUCAUGGUGAUCAUUUUGGCGGCAGCCAGGCAAUCAAGGACAUUGCAGGUGACGAUCUUCGAAUCAUUGGACCUGAUGGGUUUCUCGAACAUGCCGUGAGCGAGAAUGUCUACGCCGGAGCAGCUAUGAGCCGCCGAUCAAUAUACAUGUACGGAGAGGCCUUGGAUAAAUCCCCCACGGGACAGAUAGGUUCGGGUCUGGGCCAGGCCGUGCCGCCGGGAACUAGCUCUCUGGUGGCGCCGAAUCAAACCAUCAAGAAAGACGGUAUUCUGGUUCCUGGAAUCGAGGGGCUGGAGAUCUAUUGUCAGUUGACCCCGGGGACGGAAGCGCCAGCCGAAGUCAACUUUUAUUUCCCGGCAUACACGGCCCUUUGCAUGGCAGAAAAUGCGACUCAUACCUUGCAUAACAUCCAGACGCUUCGAGGCGCCCCUGUUCGAGAUGCGAGGCUCUGGUCGCGAUACAUAGAUCAGGCCAUUGCCUUGUUCGGCGAUCAAGCCUCAGUCGUGUUUGCUAGUCAUCACUGGCCGACUUGGAAUGAAAAUGGCGAGAACUACGUCCUCCCCUUUUUGGAGGAGCAACGAGACUACUAUGCUUACCUUCACAAUGAAACCCUCCGACAGCUCAACAAUGGCCAAACCCCUGUGGAAAUAGCGGAAGGCAUCGAGAUGCCCCCGAAUCUAAGCGUCAAGACGCACCUCAGGGGGUACUACGGGUCGAUCAGCCAUAAUGUCAAAGGCGUAUAUGACAAGUACAUGGGUUGGUUCGAUGGCAAUCCGUCAAAACUGUGGCCACACACCCCCGCAGACGAGGCAACACGAUAUGUCGCAAGCAUGGGCGGCAGUGACCAGGUUUUAGCAACGGCCAAAGACUAUAUCGCGAAGGGAGAUUUGCGAUUUGCAGCUACUCUGCUGAACCACGUCGUCUUCGCCGACGACCAAAACACCGAUGCAAAGAAUGAGUUGGCAUCAGUCUACACAACACUUGGCUACGGUUGCGAAAAUGGUACGUGGCGUAAUAUUUACUUGACCGGGGCGUCGGAGCUGCAAAACGGACCUACGGCCGCCAUCAACGCACUAACACCGGCGUCCCUGAUGGCGCUCGACCUUGAAGAGCUCUUCGAUGCGGUGGCCAUUACCGUGAAUGGGCCGCAGGCUUUCCGUGAGACGGGUGUCACUAUUGAGUUCAUGGUGGAGGACAUGAAAGCGACGCCGAAGCAGCCCGCAGAGGGCGCGGGUUGGCAUGUCCGUCUGAGCAACGGCGCCGUUACCAGCCGCGCGGUUGAGUACGUGCCGCCUCCGGAUCCGCGGAAUGAAAAUGCCACAUUGACGGUAUGGCUCUUGCACAAGGCUCUUGUUGAGCUUGUAGCAUCGGCCGUCGCUGGUAGUCCCAAGAGCAUCGACUCUCUUGACGACGUAACUACUUAUGGGGAUACCAAGGCGUGGGAUACCAUCACCUCACUUGUUACAGAACCAAACCUUGCCUUUAAUAUUGUCACUCCUUAG
Metarhizium acridum CQMa 102 is the source of this 1911-nucleotide messenger RNA. RefSeq lists its product as uncharacterized. Lineage: Eukaryota; Fungi; Ascomycota; Sordariomycetes; Hypocreales; Clavicipitaceae. Gene Ontology annotation, biological process: dodecyl sulfate metabolic process; antibiotic catabolic process. Gene Ontology annotation, molecular function: zinc ion binding; beta-lactamase activity; linear primary-alkylsulfatase activity. The record is from RefSeq and is a predicted model, not a curated record.